Messenger RNA from Drosophila grimshawi, 3255 nucleotides. It is a transcript of the gene dar1, whose product is annotated as dendritic arbor reduction protein 1. Gene Ontology annotation, molecular function: DNA-binding transcription factor activity, RNA polymerase II-specific; RNA polymerase II cis-regulatory region sequence-specific DNA binding. The record is from RefSeq and is a predicted model, not a curated record. Bases 16 to 2358 code for a protein of 780 amino acids. The transcript has 6 exons. Gene Ontology annotation, biological process: regulation of transcription by RNA polymerase II. NCBI's taxonomy places the organism in Eukaryota, Metazoa, Arthropoda, Insecta, Diptera, Drosophilidae.
AAAAAUUCUGCUUAAAUGCAUACGGAUAUUAUAAUUGGUGAUCAAUUUGCCGCCAACAACAACUAUUGGGUGAUGCAGUCGCCGGAACUGGAUUAUCGGCACGAGCUGAUGGGACGUCUGCACAAGAUCGAGCCGGCCGAUGUUGAGCUAGAAGUGCUCGCUGCUGCUGCUGCUGCGGCCAACAACAACAACAACAGCAACACCAAUAAUAAUAACAACAACAGCAGCAGCAGCCAAACGACCAAUAGCAACAACAAUUCAGCUGCACCACAUCAUCCGCAUCACCAUCAUCAGUUCCACCACCAUCACCUGCAUUCGCACCACCAUUCGCACACGCAUGCGCACCACCAUCAACAUCAUCAUCAGCACUUGCACCACAGUCUGCAGAGUGGCGAGAGUGGUGGCACCUUAGAUGCCUGGCCGCUCGCAGCAUCCAGCUAUGCCAGCGAUCAGUCCCAGCAGCAGCAGCAACAACAACAACUGCAACAGCAACAACAACAACAACCCGCCGGUUCACCCAAUUCCAAUUCGAAUUCUGCCUAUGGAUGUGCCCCGCUCUACGAUGAAGCGCCCUACGAUGUGGCACUGGGCUAUGGAGCGGGUGCCAGCAACGGUGUGGGGAAUCCAACAACAGGCAGCAGCGGCGAGAAGGAGUAUUUGUAUGAAACCAAAAACAAAGAGGCUCUCUUCAGCGAUCCAUUGGACGAUCCAUAUCAGCGACCCGCGCUCUGGGAUGAUAUUGCCACCUCAAUACAGAAUAUCGAUCCAGAGAAUGCGCUCAUGCUGAGCACCAGCACAGCUGCGAAUGGCAACGACAAUACAACUGCAGCAGCGGCGACACAGCAGCAGCAGCAACAGUUGUUGCCACAGGUCAAAAUGGAAGCAAUCGAUGAAACUCUGCUCGAAACUUUCUCGACACCAAUGCUCAGUCCCAUGGAGAUUAAAACUGAAAAACAGCAGCAGCAGCAACGACAACAUCAGCAGCAGCAGCAGCAAUACCACCAGCAGCAGCAGCAGCAACAACAGCAGCAGCAACACUAUCAGCAACAUUAUCAGCAACAGCAGCAACACUUGUACCAGCAUCAUCCCAGCCUCUCGCUGUCUGGGCUGCCACCCGCUGCAGAAGUUGUCGAGCUGCAGCUACAGCAGCAGCAGCAGCAGCAUCAGCGACAGCAUCAUCACAGUGGCAGCAACAGUCCAAAACAGCCAGCAGGCGACAACAGCAGCAACUCUGCCUCCUAUCAGCAACAAUACGCAUCUCAACUGAACAGCGGAUCAGGCGCAGCAUAUUUAAACAGUAGCAGCAACAGCAAUAGUGGAUCUACUGGUGGCACCACCAGCAGCGUUGUCGUCACCAGCAGCAAUACCAGCAGCAGUAGCACCAACAACAACAGCUAUGGCUACAGCUGGCACAGCAGUCAGACGUUUCACACCAAAUACCAAAUACACCCGCCAUCUGCAACAACAAACACUGCCACGCCCACAGCUCAACACCUGCUGCAGCACCAACAGCAGCAACAACAACAACAACAACAGCAACAGUUGCAGCAACAACAGCAGCAGCAACAGUUGCAGCUUUGUCCGCCCGCCGCGCCAAGCACCCCCUCCGCCACAUCGGGCUCCUCCUCCUCGUCGACGGGCUCUAACUCACAGCGUCACAUGUUCGUGCCACCGUUGACGCCACCCAGCUCAGAUCCCGGGAGUCCCGGCGCCUCCAUGGUGGCAGCUGCUGCUGCUGUCGCUCAGGCGGCGCAGAGACGCAGCACACCUCCGCCGCCCUAUCAGCAGCUCGUUGGCCUCUGUCCCAGUCUAGUGAAUCCGGCGCCGACGCUGCAACUACUGGGCGCUGCCACGCCUACCACCACGCUCACAACGCUUACGUCCGCUGGAGCAGCCUCUGGAACAGGAGCAGCAGCAGGUGUUGCAGUUCAGCAGCCGGCACCACCCCCACCGCCGCCGCCGAGCAGCGGACGACGUGGUCGCCAUGCGCAUCAUCAGCCGGGGACACCGGCGCACAUUGCGAGUCUGAUGAGCGUGCGAACUGUCCGCUACAAUCGGCGCAACAAUCCGGAGCUGGAGAAGCGUCGCAUCCAUCACUGUGAUUUUGUGGGUUGUUCCAAGGUGUAUACGAAGAGUUCGCAUUUGAAGGCACAUCAAAGGAUACACACGGGUGAAAAGCCCUACACCUGCCAAUGGCCCGAGUGCGAAUGGCGUUUUGCUCGCUCCGAUGAACUGACGCGACAUUAUCGCAAACACACCGGCGCCAAGCCCUUCAAGUGCAUCGUCUGUGAGAGGAGCUUUGCGAGGAGCGAUCACCUGGCACUCCACAUGAAGCGCCACCUACCGAAAAACAAGUGAGCAGAGAGAGAGAGAGAGAGAUCGAUCCCGAUCGGUGGCUACAAAAAUCAACUAUAUCACAAUCCAAAGGACUUUAGUUAAGCGUCAAAUGAAAUUCGUUUAGUAAAUGGUUACUACUACUACUACUACUACUACUAUAUUAUAAUAGUAUCCUGAAAACCUGAAUACUAAUUAGUAUAAUACAAUACAAUAUACAAUAUUCUAGAGCUUUCACUUACACUAAAUCCAGAGAGUGUGCGGCAUGAAAGUAAAGCUUUUUGUCUCAAAUUAUAACACAAAAGCUAUUUCAGCUAGCAUCGAUUUAUAGUUCAAAAGUUUAUCAGCAUUCUCCCUCUCACUAACUCUCGAUGUAAAUCGCGCGUAAAAUUAAGUAAAUGAAAUUUCCACCUGCUUAACUUAAUUUAAAUGCAAAACUAACUCUAAGCACACACUCCUAACUAACGAUAACUCGUAUAACUAACAUAUCCACAUCAUGAAUUAGAUCACUUUUGAGUUGUUAAUUUCAAGAGAAUCCCAUCGAUUCUCCUCAACUCUCAUUUUAGUCUAGUGAGAGUCCCGUGUAUUAAAGUGCAUAUAGUAGUAUAUAUUCAUAUUGAUCCUUGUAUACUUCAUCUAAAUCAAUGAUAAGUUGUAGGACAACAUUCUCGUAUUCGCCACGUGUCAUUAUUGUCGCCUAGUUUCUGUAUAGUUUCCCUUAGCCAUAAUAUAAUGUUAGUAUAUAUGUUAGUCUGUAAUUUAAUCUAUGUAUGACUAUGUAUGUAUGUAUAUGGUAGUUGAUACUACUUACGUAGCUAGCGUAUUAUGUUUGUAAGCUUAUGUAUGUGUCUCUAUAUCGUUUCUAAACACCAAAAAGUGCUGGCACAAAAUCAUCAAAUAAUAAAAUGUUUUUGAAAAACC